Molecule: messenger RNA, 1134 nt
Organism: Penicillium bovifimosum
Lineage: Eukaryota; Fungi; Ascomycota; Eurotiomycetes; Eurotiales; Aspergillaceae
Product: glycoside hydrolase family 16 protein
Exons: 1
Coding region: 1-1134 (377 amino acids)
Biological process (GO): glucan catabolic process
Molecular function (GO): hydrolase activity, hydrolyzing O-glycosyl compounds
Source: RefSeq, a predicted model, not a curated record
AUGGACGAACAACUACCCCAAUACUCUCUCCAACCCCAUUAUAGCGGGGCCUCGGGCGACCCCAUUCCCGAAUCCAAGACCCCAAUAACAACCAGCCAACCACAACCACCAGCCAGACGCCACUUCCCUCGGUAUAAUCCACGCUGGACCACUGGGCUCAUCGUCGCAUCAGUAAUCAUCGGUAUACUCCUGAUCGCGAUCGUCACCCCCAUCGAACUCAGCAUAAAUCAAAUCCGUUACCCAAACUACAGCCCUCUAGACUAUAAGCUAGUGGACGACUACUCCGGUCCCACCUUCUUCGACCAAUUCACCUACUUCACAGACGAUGACCCAACCAAGGGCUUCGUCAUCUACGUCAACGAAUCCACCGCCAGAAGCCUGAACCUCACUUAUGCAAGUGGUACAUCGGCUGUGCUGCGCGUGGACGCAGUAACUCCCAAUGCCACGGCAGGCAGGAACUCGGUUCGCAUUGAAUCGAAGAAAACAUACGAUACAGGCCUCUUCGUCUUCGACAUCAUCCACACACCCUUCGGCUGCGCAACGUGGCCAGCCCUCUGGCUAACGGACGGCUACUAUUGGCCGGAAAACGGGGAAAUUGACGUCCUCGAAACGACCAACCAAGGCUCCCACGGUAACGAAGUCACGCUGCAUACUACCAAAGGAUGCAAGAUGGACGUCAAGCGCAAACAGACCGGUCAGACUAUCUACACGGAUUGUCACAGUGACGGGAAUGCAGGGUGCGGCGUUGCCGGCGACGAAUUCACCUACGGUGAAGCGAUGAAUAGGCGCGGCGGAGGUGUCUAUGCACUUGAGAUCAGGAAGGAGGGGAUUCGUGCUUGGUUUUUCCCGCGUGCGGAUAUUCCGGCGGAUGUUAUCGCUGGGUCACCGGAGCCGAGUGCGUGGGGGACGGCGUUGGCGGAUUUCCCUGGGACGGAUUGUGAUAUUGCGGGUCAUUUUAGGAAUCAGAGUAUCAUUGCUAAUAUUGAUCUUUGCGGGGAGUUGGCGGCGCAGAAGCAGUAUUAUGAGACUCUGUAUCACUGUCCUGCGACUUGUACGGGUUUUGUUGAGAGGUAUCCUGCGAAAUUUGGGGAUGCUUAUUGGGAGUUUAGGAGUUUCAAGGUUUAUAGGGCUUGA